AAUACAAACGUCGACAAUCUUUCUUGAUAAACUUAAACUAUACGGCAACUUAGAAUAAAUUCAUAUUUACGUGAAACAACACUUGUUUACGGUGUCCAUAUCACUUCAACUGAAGGUGAAGUAAGUAAUUUUCCUUUAAAGAUCGUAUAUUAAUACUAGCAUUUGUUUAUUCCUGUAAAAUCGACUAAUUACAGGAACGUGAUUGCCCUUUUUCAUAUUCAACCUUCUUUGUUUAUUUGAUUUUAUUCACUUAAUUUCUAAAUUAGCUUCAUCGAUCUUUUAUGAAAGAUAAAUCUAAAGACGUUAUGCUUGCGAAUUGACAACAUAAAUUGAAAUUAUAAACAUUUUGUGUUUAUUAGUCGAUUAGUGCUUGCCUGUCAGGCAGCCAUCUUGAAAACGUCUCUCUUCGUGGAAUACUUUUUCACUAAAUACAGCUAUAUAAAACUUACUUUUUUCAAAACUUUUGGUUUACUUUUAUCAAAUAAUGAAAUAUUAAACAUUAGAAAUUACUAUUCUUUGGAUUCAUUAGAAAAUAACUUUAAAGAAAGCCGUUGGAGAUGGCCGAGUUUAGCAGCGGCAAUGACAUACCUGAUAUUAUGGUUUUUAGGCCUACAAUGGAGGAGUUUAAAGACUUUUCAAAGUAUAUAAACUAUAUUGAGAGUCAAGGAGCGCAUAAAAUCGGAUUAGCAAAGGUAAUACCGCCAAAAGAAUGGAAACCAAGGAGAAGUAACUACGACGAUAUUAUGUCAAUGCGCAUUCCAGCUCCUAUUGAGCAAUACGUUACUGGUAAAGGAGGCUAUUACAAACAAAUUAAUAUUCAACACAAAGGCAUAACAGUAGCCAACUACAAAAAACUAGCGGAAGAUAACAGACAUAAAACCCCGAGGCAUGAGGAUUUUAAAGAUUUAGAGAGGAAAUAUUGGAAAAAUGUUACGUAUAUUCAACCUAUCUAUGGAGCAGAUGUUUCUGGUUCGCUCUACGAUCAGGAUCAAACUAUAUGGAAUAUUAAUCGUCUUGGAACAAUACUUGAUUUGGUAUGUUCAGAUUACGACGUUAAAAUUGAAGGAGUAAAUACUGCAUAUUUAUAUUUCGGAAUGUGGAAAACUACUUUUGCUUGGCAUACGGAAGAUAUGGAUUUAUAUAGUAUAAAUUAUAUACACUUUGGGGCGCCUAAAAGCUGGUAUGUUGUACCUCCGGAACACGGAAGAAAAGUUGAAAGACUUGCCAGAGACCUUUUUCCGAAUGAAUACCAAGAGUGUCCAGCAUUUUUACGCCAUAAAAUGACAAUUAUCAAGCCCGAUCUUCUGAAGAAGCACGGUAUUCCUUUCAAAAAAAUUACUCAAUUAGAAAAUGAAUUUAUGAUAACAUUUCCGUUUGCUUAUCAUGCUGGUUACAAUCACGGAUUUAAUUGUGCCGAAUCAACAAACUUUGCUUCUCAAAGAUGGAUUGAAUAUGGUAAAAGAUGUUUGUUAUGCAGCUGCAGUUCAGAUAGAGUGCGUAUUAACAUGGAUACAUUCGUCAAGAAAUACCAACCUGAUAAAUACGAACUGUGGAAAGAGGGUAAGGACCUUGGUCCCCACCCUGAAGACGAUUCAAUCAGCGUUAGUGAAAACGCCGCAUUAACCUCGGGUAUUCAUACUCGUAAACGAAAUCCUCCUACUUCGAAUAUCGCAAAAAAGUUACCGUCUAUAAGAAGUACAGCAAAAGAGAAAUUUGCUAUUAUAGGCGCAAAAUACGCUGCUACAAAAGAAAAACGCAAAAUGGACAGUAGCGAAUCAACGAUCUCACCUCCAAAAUUAUCUAAAUUCGAUUCGGAAAUUCCUCAGCUUGCAUUUGAAUCUCCUCCUGAUUUGACGAAUACAAAUAAUUCUCAUCAAACAAAAACCGAAAACAGAUGUGAAGUUAAAAUUGUUCAAGGAGAUAAAACAUCUUUACCUCCACCCAGUCAAAUUUCGAGGUUACCAAAAGUCGAUGAACGCUACAAAUUCCACGUUACACCACCUAGUGUCGCUCCUGCUUCAUUUCCUCAUGACACUGACAAGAUUCCCCAAUUAGAUGGUACAAGGGAUGAGAAUGACGCUCAACCUUCGUCUCAGUCGAAAUUAGCCGCAUCGAAACCAAAAUUAAUGGCCGCUCUUAUGGAUGGAUUCGUUAAUGAUCAGAAACCUUUGAGUUUAGUUCAACCAAAUGUGGUAAACGGUUUGCCCUUAUUGCAAAAUAAUGCUACUCAGACGGGGAAAAUAAUUAAGGAAGAAAAUCAAGAAAUAGUUACGGUUUGUCCGAAAAGUGUAGAUCAAAAACAACUGCAACACUUAUUAGCCAACGGAAAACUAUUAGUUAAAGUACCCGUUUCACAGGUUGCCCAACCGAAACAACAGCCGCCACCGAAUAUCCCGCAAGUGCAAAACAUUUUACCCGUAAAGCGGGUUUUUACUCUUAACAGCUCAGGCAAUGUUAUCGUCACACCACAACCUAAUCUGAUAAUGACUCCUCAAGUCGUCCGACCCAAUGUUAUCGUCUCACAACAGCCUGUGCAACCAGUUCUUGAAAUUAAGCAAGACCCAGUAAAAAGUGAUAGUUUAGCCGAACAGUUGAUGCAAUUGGCAAAAGAUCAUUCUGGCGGAAAGAGAAACGUAACUUUAGUUGUUCAUCCUGUUCAAACCUCAACCACUGCCCUAACUUCAACUGUAAUGACUCAGAAAAGUUCCCCUCAGAAAACAGAAGAAAAUAAGCUAGUCUUUAUUUAUACUCCCAAAUCUUCCUCAGCGACUUCAAGUGUAAAUGCCCCCACUGUGGUAUCCGAUUCCAAAUUAGAGACAGCUACUCUCUUAGCUUCUCUUGCCCAGCAUGCCGCUCAAAAAGAGGCUAUAGGAAAUGCCACAAACGAUCAUGCUAGUAUGGCUUUGGAUCCUAGUCAGCAACCUAAUGACAAUAAAGAUAUUUGUAAGGCUUUAAUGGACCACGUGUCUUCAAAUGCGAAUUCAGUGAAGAAUAGGCAACCCCUCAUUAAGAAGAGAAAAUCGACAGAAUCUGACGUUAGUGAUAAUCUAUCUACUAAUAUAAAAGGAAGAAAGACUUCCAUAAAGAAGAAACGUUCGAGUGGAACUCGAAAGGCAAAUGAUUCAGACAGUUCAAUUCUCAACGGAUCUCUUACUUCGUCCUCUUCAACUUCGAGUUCUCCGAUCUCUGUCAAUUCGUCCGUACCCGAAUGGGCAAAUUAUUACUAUCGCCAUAAUCUUUGGACAUUCCAACCUGGAAAUUUUGACUUAGAAAGAGAUUUUAAUGAACAAAUGUCAUUGAAAGCACCCCACUGUGCCAUUUGUCAAUUAUUCCGCGCUGAAGUUGAUACUGAAUCAGUUUCAUCUGUUCCUGAUCGUGGACAAGUGUUAGUAAAAGAAAGAUUUUGGAGAAAAAAAGGUAGUAUGGAGCGACAUAAAGAUGAUGUUGAGGACAGCUGUUUACUUGUAUGCGACACUUGUCGAGUUUGUGUUCAUGCUUGGUGUUACGGAGCUCCCGAAAGAAAGACUGCAGGCUGGCAAUGUGCAAGAUGUUCAAGACAAGAUCUCAGUGCUGAAUGUUGCGCCUGUCCUUUGAGGGGUGGAGCUCUGCAGUUGACGACCCAAGGUUGUUGGUGUCAUUCUAUAUGUGCGCUUGCUUUGCCAGACGUCCGAUUUACUGAGCCAUCCUACCGCAAAGUCAUCGAUUAUACUUAUGUGACUAAUGCUCGCAAAAAACUCCGUUGUCAAUAUUGCAGUGCCGUCAACAAAAAUUGCAUCUCAGAACUUACUGGUGGAGCUUGUGUGCAAUGCACAGCUGGAAGAUGUAUUACUGCCUUCCACGUCUCAUGCGCUCUAGCAGCCAACGUACCAUUUACAAGGAGAGAAGUCCCCUACCCAGUCUAUGCAGUUUGUGCCAGACAUAGAGGUCAACGUCCUCGGGAUAAACGUCAACCCACCCUUUUAUCAACGAUUGUCGAUGGUACUUUGGUUAUUGCAAAACAUAAAAAUUCCAGAUUUUACAGAGGAAAGGUUGUUAGUUCAAAGCUAAUAACCUUUUAUGUUUGUAAUUUCGACGAUGGGACCAAAUCUAAUAAUUUGUACAGGGAAGAUUUCAUUGAACCUGAUCUACAAGAUAAUCAGAAUCCUGAGAGAGGGGAGAGAGUUAAAGUCAAAUGGACAGAUGGUCGAGUAUACGGCGGAACUUUUGAUGGCAUUAAUAUGCACUAUGUUUAUCAGAUUGAAUUCGAAGACGGUUCAGAAAGAACAGUGAAGAGAUCUGAUAUUUAUAUUGAGGGUGAAGAAUUACCAAAGAGAGUUAAAGCAAAAUACUCUGUAGCUACAGAUUCCAGAGUGAAACAAUCUCAGAAUGUAAACAAUUCUGCAAAAGAAGGGCGAAGGAAAACAUCAAAUCGAUUUGAUUCUGACAGUGAUUUUGUCUAUAAAAUUAAAUAAGCAGAUUAUUUGACUUGAAGAAGAUCGUGCAGUUUUUUUUCUACAAGUGCUUAUUUUUCCACAAUUUUUAACUCUAACUCAUAAUUUAUUUCAAUCAUUAGAUAUCUUGUUUUUUCUCUCUCCCUCUCAAAGAAGUAGCGAAUAUGAUCCGAAUUUCUUAAGAUUAAAUUAUCAUAAUUUUAGCUUGAUGGAUUUUAUUCGCAAUCGUCUCUUAUUCCAUUUUGUGAAGACAUUGAAUUGAUAUAUAUAUAUAUAUAUAUAUAUAUAUAUUACAUAAAAAGAUAUAUAUAUAUGUUACAUACAUUUAAAAAUGACACAAUUGUUUUGUUGUUUAUUAUUAGAGAUAAAAUUCAAGACCGUUAUUGAAUUCCUAGAAGUUUGGAUUAUCAAUGAAUGUAAAUUAUUAUGCAUCAAUUGUUCUUUUCCUCUUUUUUUUUUACCAAACUACUGUGCUAAAGUAUUUAACGUCCAGGUUUAUUUCUGUUUUUUUACGAAUAAACCGAGAGUAGAUAAUUUAAAAGCCUGAUAACGAAAAA
Molecule: messenger RNA, 4987 nt
Organism: Dimorphilus gyrociliatus
Lineage: Eukaryota; Metazoa; Annelida; Polychaeta; Dinophilidae
Source: the annotation of a GenBank genome assembly